GCCGAGCACAAUUGUUCUUAUAUGUGGAAAAGUGAUUGGUUUGAUUGAGGAUGACAACACAAUAUUUUGGCGGGAUUGAAGCAGGAGGGACAAGUUCUACAGUUGUGAUAUUAAAACUGGAUGGUACAUUGGUAUCAAAACACCCUGGUCCUGGUAUGAACUACUAUAUUGAAGGGCACGCGAAAAGCAUAGCUAUUCUACACAACUUGGUGGUAGAUGCCAAGCGUAGGGCGGGCAUUGAAUCAAAAACUGCAUUGUUAUCUUUGGGCAUGGCGCUAUGUGGUGUAUGGAACUGGCAAGAAGAUGUAAAGGCGAGAAUAGUGAAAGGUCUACUUGAGUUACAUCCAGAAGAUACAUCCUCUGCCUUUGUUUGUACUGAUACAAUUGGUCCAAUUGCUACAGCAUUUCCUCGUGGAGGAGUUGUGUUAGUGGCAGGUACUGGGUCUAACUGUAAUAUUGUAAAUCCCGAUGGAACAUACGCCACGUGUGGGGGUCUUGGCCAUUUGCUCGGAGACGAGGGUAGUGCUUACUGGAUUGUUCAUGAAGUAGUCAAGGCAGUGGCCAAUUGGGAAGAGAACUUCAUACCUGGAACAGAAGAGUACGAAACGGAAAAGAAACAAUGUGAUAUAAGUGCUGUUCGUCCUCUUGUGAGGAAACACUUUUGUCAGAAUAUUGAUAAUGACAGUGUCAGAAUGCGCAAUGAUGUUUUGAUGUUGGACCACUGUUACCCAAACUUCAAUAAAGCAUAUUUUGCCAGUCUUUGUGAAGCAUGUGCGAACUUGGCUUUGAACGAUGACAAAUUGUGUCAAUUGGUUUUCAAAGAAGCCGGACGCCAUCUUGCCCUCCAUGUUCUGGCAGUCUUACCAAAAGUAGACAAGGGUUUGCUGUCACAGAAUGGAGGGCUGCACAUCGUGUGUGUAGGUUCCGUAUGGAAAAGCUGGCAGCUGCUCAAGGAUGGAUUUCUCGAAGGAAUACAAUCCCGAGAAGACGUAAAACUCCCAGAGUUUACCCUGGUCAAGUUGAAUGUGUCUGGAGCCAUUGGGGCAGCUGCAUUGGGAGCUAACAAGCUGAAUGUUACCAUUCCACUGAAUUUUGCUGACAACACAACUGAAUUCUUCCAUUUUUCAAAACAUGAACUCACCGCGAUAUGAAGUUUUGAGAAAUAUUGAAAUUAGUCUUAGUAUCAUAACCAUAAAUGUCAAAAACAGGACAUGUAUGAAAUACAAAUUUGAAG
Molecule: messenger RNA, 1234 nt
Organism: Owenia fusiformis
Lineage: Eukaryota; Metazoa; Annelida; Polychaeta; Sabellida; Oweniidae
Source: the annotation of a GenBank genome assembly